Dendronephthya gigantea is the source of this 529-nucleotide messenger RNA. RefSeq lists its product as uncharacterized. Lineage: Eukaryota; Metazoa; Cnidaria; Anthozoa; Malacalcyonacea; Nephtheidae. The transcript is spliced from 6 exons. Gene Ontology annotation, biological process: generation of catalytic spliceosome for second transesterification step. The record is from RefSeq and is a predicted model, not a curated record. Bases 1 to 456 code for a protein of 151 amino acids.
AUGGUCAGCAGUGUUACCACAAAAUCCAAGAUGGCGCGUAAUUGUGAAAAGAAGUUGAUCGGUUUGAAUCGAAUGUACAUCAAAAAGCAACAAGAAGACGAAAAAAUAAAAAAUCCUUCUCGACCUCCACUUUGUUCCUUACAUUCUGUGCAAGAGAUCAAGAAUUGGAUUCCAGGAAUUAAAAGGGAAUUAGAUUAUUGUCUUGAACAAUUAUCUGGUGCUCGGCAACACCAGUACCCUGAAAGGAAAGUUAAAGAAUUUGAAGAAAAAGUUAAAAUUCUUGAGAAAGAUUACAAGAGGUUUGUGCAAAAAAUAUUUGAGCUUGAUCCUCAAACAUCAGGAAUACCAUGGCAACCACGGGGAUACACAAGCAAACGAAAGUCCUCAGCCUCAGCAUCUGACCAGAUACCAAAAAAGAAAAUAUGCACACCAUUGAUGGAUAAGGAGAAAAAGUAAAAGGUGUUCAAUUUGUUAUAGAUAGCAUAUUCAAGAAAAUUCACACUGAAUUACCUAUAAAGUUAAGACUCAU